UCUGUUACUCUCUCAAUGGCCGGUGCAACAACACAACAGCCCACUGACAACUGGAUUUGCAUGUAUUAUUAUUUUUUUUUAUCAUGGAUUUAAUGUUUUUAUAACACUACAUCCUGAGUCAUCUAAAGAGCUGGAGGUGACCAAACUUCACACAUCACAUGCUUGAGGACAGUGUCAUGGUCACCUUUGACAGGGUGUUGGAGCAGCUGCGAUGGGUGCUGCAGGUGGCAACCUCCCAGGAGCUCCAUGUCCUGAUGGAGAGGCUGCUCGAGGCCCAGGUGUUCCCCAGCUACCACUACCUGUCCCUGGGGGAGGGUCUGCACAGCGUGUGGGAGAGGGACACCAGCGAGGCGGAGCGGGAGGACCAGGCUCGGAGAAUGGCGCUGCCAGUGUGGCAGAAAUGGGACGUGUGCCAGGGGAUUUUGCAACCUUUGUUACCGCAGCAGGAAACUUUGCCUCUGGAUUUGGAAUGUACCUGCAACUCCUCUGACUCAGUGGGAAUGGCAUUAAGGAAGGCUCUAUGUCCCUCUCCAGGUUCUGACACUAUAACAGAAGAAGGUACAUGGGGUGAUGACUUCUGGGAGACUUGGGAUUUCAGAACAAUUUUCAACAAUUUUGGAGACGGGGUUGAUUUGGCAGCGUUGGAGGAUGUUUAUAGUGACCCAGAAGACCCAGUGGAAAUGGCAUAUAGGAAGGCUGUCGAAGGCCGGUGCUCUCCAGGUUUUGACAAUAUAACUGAAGAAGGUGUGACUGAUAUUUAUCAAGAAAUUUUUGGGAAACCUAAUCCAAACCAAGGCCUGGAACAACACACAGAGCAAGCCCCAUCUGCAUCACUCGUUUCCAAGGCUCCUGACCAACUCUCAACUUGGAAGAAAGAAGGGAGAAGAUCACUGCAAAAAAGAUCUAGGUCAAGAUGUCCUAAGUCCCGCGCAAAAGAAACAGAUGCUGUCUGCCAACCAAAAAGAUCAAAGAAAAGCAAGGCCACACAAAGGUGCAACGAAUCGUCAACUGAUAGUUCAGCGGGAGAUAACACUCAAAGUAUCGUCCCACAUGUGGUCCCACAUGUGGUCCCACCACCCAGUCCUCAGUGGAUUUUCUCCGUCAGCCCCUCCGCCUUUGUCAGUGUUGCUGGCUUUAACCCUGCAGCUCUGCUCCCCCCUGCUGACCGUGCACCCCAUCAGUCCACUCACACCCACUCUCCCAAUCCAACUUACAUUAUAGCCAGUCCUUUUCCUUUCACAGUGACGCCUGUGACACCACAGAACCCGCAAGUCGUACCCCUAUCUCCCAUAAGUGGAACAGUGGCCCCAGAGAUUCUGUCGGUUACUCCAGGCAGUUCCCUAUCGGAUAGAGUCAACAGAACCACCCCAGCGCCUGUGCCUCUCCACUCUCCUACCUUAGUAGCAGCGGGCCCGGUGUCACCCUCCAUGGCCCACAUGGUCAGUCCCGGAAGCUCAUCACCCAACUGCACAAACAGAUUUCUGUGUGUAGAACCCACCACUGCCCCAUCUCCUCCAGGGAGUCGAUCCGCUGAGUCAUCGGAAGAUGUUGCCACGAAUCCACAGCAGGCUGAACAGCUGCCAAGUUGUGUUCAAAGCUAUUCGCAACUUGUGAAGUCAAGCAUGAAAGAGAGCUGUGAUGAACUUCGGAGGGGCAUGACCAUGGACUCCCACUACAUCGAUGUUCAUUUGCGUCAGCGAAAGGUGCUGGGGACAUCAGGGAAUAACACAAAGUGCCUGGAGAAGGUGAUGGCCAUCGCCAGUGACACAGACCAGCAGAAGGUCACGCUGACCAGGAAACAGGUGUUCACUGACAGCCAGAUGAAACAGAAGCACGUGACUAUUCUCCUGGGAAGACCUGGGGCGGGCAAGAGCACCUUCAUCAAACGCCUCUGUCUCGACUGGGCCAAGGGAGGUCUGCCAAGAUUCCGCUACCUCUUCUUGCUAAACUGCAAAACGUUGAAUCUGACGCGGCCAGACUACAGCCUAAAGAGGCUGCUCUUUGAUCUGUCCACCUCUCCUCGAUGUGAAGAUUCGGAGUCUGUGUUCAAACAUUUGCUCUCGGCUCCCAGAGAGGUUCUCAUCAUCUUUGAUGGCUUUGAAGACUUCAAAGACCACGGGGGCCUCCUGCAUUCCCCUGCUACCUGUACUGAGUCCGGUGGCUUUAGCAUCAAGGACCUGUUCUCUGGUCUUUUCCUCAAACGUUUUCUGAAAGGCUGCACACUCUUAAUUGCCUCGAGACCGAGUGGUGCCUUGACUCCACUCCUGCGCAAAGCAGACUGCAUUCUGGAGCUCCCUGGCUUCUCUCCUGAGGAGAUUGACUCAUACACCUCACUCUACUUCCCGGACGAGGCACGUGGUGCCAGCGCACUGACAAAAAUGAAGCAGCAGAAGUACGUGUACAGCCUGUGCUCCAAUCCUCUUCUGUGCCGAUACACAUGCUUUCUGCUGGAGCACUCGGACAACAAGCGUUACACUUUGCCCUCGACCCUCACAGGCCUCAUGUUACGAGUUCUCUCCCUUUCCCUGCAACUGGCUUCUCAAACCCAGGACAGAGGAGCAUCAGACAUAUCCCAGCUAUGCCCCCUUGCGUGGGAGUUUCUCAGCACCCACUCCUGUCUCAUGUCAGAAGAGCAACUGGGAUCAACAGAAAUCAGGGACCAUGGGCUUUCAAGUGAAAUACUGACCUCCCAUACUGUUGGUGGCACGAAUGGUGCAGAGGUGACGACGACAACCAGCUAUUCUUUCACCCACGGCCUAAUCCAGAACCUACUUGCCUCCAUGCACCUGGUCACGUCGGACAGUGUGAGUGACAAGGCUCUGGCCAACCAGAUCAUGGGGAGGAACUGGAGGAGGAGGGCCCAGGGGGAGUGGCUGGGUGUGGUGCAGCAGAUGACUGUUGGCCUCCUCUUCCAGAGCGGCAAGAUCCCAGAGACCAUCAUCUCACACAUUACCACUGACAACACCAGCAAGGCCAAGAAGAAGGCUGUGGAGGCCCACUUGGAGUCCCUCAAGUCUAUUGACUUGGCACCCGCAAGACUGCUGGAGUUGGGCCACUGCGUGUACGAGACCAGCAGCAAGAAGCUGAUGAAGCAGUUGGUGAGCGGCUUACCUGACAACAUCAGCCUGUGCGGGGCUCAGCUGACCCCACCGGAUGUGUACGUCCUCUGGCAUGUUCUUCAGGACACCAGUGCCCACACAAGGCAGUUCUCCAUUGACCUACAGGACACAGGCAUCACAGUCAAUGGUCUGAAAGACCUUGUUGGGCUGAACUGUGUCUCAUCCUACAGAGCAGCUUUGGUAGACGUAAUCUCGCUGUGGAAAGGCCUUCAGCAGGAGGGUGAUAUCGCUUUGCUGACAAGUGCCAUGAACAAGCUCACCCUUCACCCAUUCAAGGCUACACAGGAAGACCACAUCGACCAUUUGGCUGCGCUUCUCCGAAUUUGCGAAGAGAGGAGGAACUCACAAAGUCACAGAGACCCUGCAUCAGUGGAACAUGAUAUACCUGCUAUUAAGCAACUGGAGAAGCUUGAUUUUGAGUUGGGUCCUAGUAUCGCCCCUAUGGUCUUCCCUAAGUUUGCCCGAAUUCUACCGUCUCUUGGAAAUCUGAUGCAUUUGGACCUUGAAAAAAACAGGAUUGGUGAUUCGGGUGCUGAGCAGCUGGCUGAUGUUCUGCAUUCUUUAUCCUCACUAAAAAUGUUAAAUCUGUCUCAGAACUUCAUUGGAGAUAAGGGACUGGAGAAGCUCGCCCCAGGUCUGGCUGCAGCACCCUCCCUUCAAAGCCUCAGCUUGUACAACAACUUGAUUGAUGAGCAUGGAGCAGAGAGACUUGCUUUGGUCCUACCAGAGAUGUCGUCCCUGAUUGACCUUGAUGUCUGUGUUAACCUAUUCACCGAUGUUGGGGCUCAGAAAUUAAGCGACAGCCUGAAAAGAUGUCCUUGGAUAAAGUCACUUGGGCUGUGGAACCGUCACCUACCACCUCGCUUACUCCAGAACUUGAAUCAACAGGAUAGAAGAAUAAAAAUUCAGUUCUUGUGAUGGCGCUAACCAAAACUGUAAUCUGUCGAUGCUGCUACACUAUUUAUCUAUGCACUACAGGGCUGACAACCUGUUCUUUUGCACAUUGUAACCACUGUUUGCACUAUUUCUCUUCUAUCGACUUGAUUUUCUUAUUUUGUACAUUUUUUUUUACAAUACAAUAUUUUUCACAACAUUGCCCCAUUUGUCUGCUACUAUUCUGGUUCUCGCUCAGGAUAUUGAUAUUCUUAUUAGAUGCAUCUGUGUUGGUCAGGUUAUGAAAAAAUUACACUGACAAAAAAAUUA
Engraulis encrasicolus (European anchovy) is the source of this 4322-nucleotide messenger RNA. It is a transcript of the gene ciita, whose product is annotated as class II, major histocompatibility complex, transactivator. The record is from RefSeq and is a predicted model, not a curated record. The coding region runs from base 159 to 4037 and encodes 1292 amino acids. Gene Ontology annotation, molecular function: ATP binding; protein binding; ATP hydrolysis activity. Gene Ontology annotation, biological process: positive regulation of MHC class II biosynthetic process; positive regulation of transcription by RNA polymerase II; positive regulation of MHC class I biosynthetic process. NCBI's taxonomy places the organism in Eukaryota, Metazoa, Chordata, Actinopteri, Clupeiformes, Engraulidae. The transcript has 24 exons.